Vitis riparia (riverbank grape) is the source of this 2155-nucleotide messenger RNA. RefSeq names its product MLO-like protein 13. The record is from RefSeq and is a predicted model, not a curated record. NCBI's taxonomy places the organism in Eukaryota, Viridiplantae, Streptophyta, Magnoliopsida, Vitales, Vitaceae. Gene Ontology annotation, cellular component: membrane. The transcript has 14 exons. Bases 665 to 1990 code for a protein of 441 amino acids. Gene Ontology annotation, biological process: defense response.
CAGGAACAAGGUUCAAUGUUUUGCUGUCAUUUUUGGUUUGCUUCUUGGCAUUUUUUUUUUCCAACAAGACUGAAAUCAACCUGGGAGUAGCAACAGGCCCUGAACUCGGUAGUGUUCAAACUAAUUGGGAAGGAAACUGAGAGACUGCUCAUGCAUCAUUUUCAAUUGCCAAAUCCUUGGGUUGUGUGCCUAAUUGCUCUAAUAUCAACCUUUUCUUCCAGCAUUUCACAGCUUUGAUGAGCAAUUCACCUCUCUCAGCAUCUAGCAAAUUUGGUAAUGACGCUUCCUCCAAAAUUGCUGGUAAAUCCACGAAAUAAGAUCCCAUUUUUAGUUCUUAUUUGGUCAGAUGCAUCUGCUGAAUCGAAGUGUGGGGAACAUCAUCUUCUUUCUGAUGAUGCUUGCUUGUGCAAUAAACUUCUAAUCCUGCCUAUCCAACUUUUCUGUUUCUGACCAUGUUACUUGGUCUACCAGGUCUCCUCAUAUCUUUUGCUUGCUGCCCUUAAUAUUCCUUUCCUUAGGCUUUUGUUUAUGUAAAUACCAUUCUUUGUCCCCCAACCUCAGUAUCAGUGUAUCACCAGGACUAUAUAUUCAGCCCGAUGAUAACUAUUUAUUUAUAUAUUUAUUCGCCAACUAUUACUACUGGGUCCGCUUGAAUAACAAAGAUAUGGCGGAGGACGAGUCCCGCUCCCUGGAGUACACAUCUACAUGGAUAGUAGCUGCUGUUUGCUCCAUCAUUGUUCUGGUAUCUUUUGCUGCAGAGCGUGGUCUUCAUCGACUUGGAAAGUUGUUGUUACAUAAAAGUCAAGACGCACUGUUUGAGGCCUUACAAAAAUUAAAAGAAGAACUGAUGCUGUUGGGGUUUAUUUCCCUUCUAUUAACGGUUACCCAAGGUCCAAUAACCAAGAUAUGCAUUCCUGAUGAUGCUGCAUCUCACAUGCUUCCCUGCAAAAUGCCCACUAGCCACGUUUCAGAGAGCUACCACCGUCGCUAUCCUCCUCAAACUGUAAACAGUAUCGGAAAACGACUUUUGCUUGAGAGUAGUACUGGCCAGCAUUGUGCCCAGGGGAAAGUUCCUUUGUUAUCACUAGAAGCAUUGCACCAUUUGCACAUUUUCAUCUUUGUAUUGGCAGUAGUUCAUGUGAUCUUCUGUUGCACCACCAUGGUUCUUGGAGGGGCAAAGAUACGCCAAUGGAAGAAGUGGGAGGAUUCAAUUAGGAAUGAACCUAUUUCAAGAAGAAAUGAGUCUGUCCCAGAGCUUGCCGAGAGAAAGGAAACUGUACAUUGGAGGAAGUCGGCUAUAGUAAGUUGGAUGAUGUCAUUCUUCAAACAAUUUUAUGGCUCUGUAACCAAGUCAGACUACAUUACACUGCGAGAAGGAUUUAUAGCGGCCCAUUGUGCUUCAAAUCCUAAAUUUGAUUUUCAUAAUUACAUGAUGAGAACACUUGAAGUUGAUUUCAAAAAAGUUGUGGGCAUAAGCUGGUACCUAUGGCUUUUUGUGGUGUUCUUUCUGCUGCUAGAUGUGGAAGGGUGGCACACAUAUUUUUGGCUAGCUUUUCUACCCUUGAUUCUUCUACUUCUUGUGGGUGCUAAGUUAGAACACAUCAUCACCCGUUUAGCUCAGGAGGUUGACGAGGAAAAGGCAAAGGGCUAUGAAGCAAGAGUGAAGCCGUCUGAUGAACAUUUUUGGUUUCGUCGUCCAAGCAUUGUUCUUUACUUGAUUCACUUCAUUCUGUUUCAGAAUUCAUUUGAGAUUGCCUUCUUCUUCUGGAUCUGGAGCACAUAUGGAUUCAAUUCUUGCAUCAUGGAAAAAUUGGGCUACAUCAUCCCAAGACUUUUAAUGGGUGCGCUUGUUCAAGUGCUCUGCAGUUACAGUACUUUACCUUUGUAUGUCAUCGUAACCCAGAUGGGUAGCAUGUUCAAGGAAGGCAUGUUUCAUCAACACGUGCACCAAUCUAUACUUGGUUGGGCUCACGGGCAUUCAAAUGAAUAAUUCACCCUCAUUACUGAAGAAUUCAGCUUUCUGGUCCUGCCAAGACUCUCAUGUUAUCCUCUUUUAAGUUUCUUCAUUGGGGAGCAUCAAUUUGACAAUUUGGUUCCUCUUAAUAAUGAUUACUCAUCUUAAUCUAUAUAAAACACACUACAGUUUUCUUUCAAA